Molecule: messenger RNA, 1979 nt
Organism: Exophiala mesophila
Lineage: Eukaryota; Fungi; Ascomycota; Eurotiomycetes; Chaetothyriales; Herpotrichiellaceae
Exons: 2
Coding region: 417-1730 (437 amino acids)
Biological process (GO): piecemeal microautophagy of the nucleus; maintenance of cell polarity; exocytosis
Cellular component (GO): intracellular membrane-bounded organelle; membrane; cytosol
Molecular function (GO): oxysterol binding
Source: RefSeq, a predicted model, not a curated record
ACUUGAUUGCUGCGUGUUGAUGUCAUCUCAAGACUCACCUUGCGUCCCACAAUCACUUUUCCCCCAUUCCCUAUUCAUCACCCUCCGCGUCGAGUCUGUCAGUCGCCAUCCCCAUCGUGUCCUAUUACCAGCCUGAGCGAUCGCUCACUCUCCUCCGCCUAAAAGUUGAUUUCUACCAAGAUCAUUCUUCGCCAGACUUGCACCAGGGCAUCAAUCCCUGUCAAGACCAACUAGAUUCCAGAUUCCAUGUGGACAUCGUUCGCUUAACAGCCCAAGUGUGCGUCUUUGUCUUUAGUGGCAGUGCGUUGACUCGACUCCCAAGACCUCUUGUUCUUUGUCCGCCCUAGAUUUACCCUCGAGACCUCUAUUCGCUUGCAAACCCAUUGACGCAAUAUUGUCAAUCACGACACUUAAAGAUGCCUGAAGUCGAGGGCGCCGCUGUGCCCGCCCAGAGCAAGGGAUCAUGGUCUUCGUUUCUCAAGUCCAUUGCGUCUUUCAACGGUGAUCUCUCGUCUCUGACCGCCCCUGCCUUUAUCCUCUCUACCCAGUCACUGGUCGAAUUUUCGGCGUAUUGGACUGAGAACACCUCUCUUUGGAUUGCCCCUACUCAAGAGCCCGAUGAAGCCAAGCGAGCUCUCCUCGUAAUGAAAUGGCUGCUCAAUACUUUGAAACAGCAGUACUGCUCUCGCUCCGAGAAGUUGGGAUCUGAAAAGAAACCUUUGAAUCCCUUCCUGGGCGAACUGUUCCUGGGAAGCUGGGACGACGAAUUUGGAAAAACAAGUCUGGUUUCGGAACAAGUCAGUCAUCAUCCUCCAGUGACUGCAUAUACCAUCACCAAUGAGAAAUACCGAAUUCAAUUGCAAGGUUACAACGCUCAGAAGGCCAGUUUUAGUCGAACUAUCCACGUCAAACAGAUCGGUCACGCCCUGCUCACCUUGUAUCCACCGGGGAGCGACGUGCCCGAAACCUACCUCAUCACCUUGCCAGCACUGCAUAUUGAGAGUCUCAUCUAUGGCGCCCCAUUUGUAGAGUUGGGAAAAUUCAUCCAUAUCGUGUCUAGCACUGGUUAUAUUUCCAAGAUUGAUUUCGCAGGCAGGGGAUGGGUGUCGGGGAAGAAGAACAGUUUUACCGCUCAACUCUGGAAAGAUGGACAUGGGUCUGAGAAGAAUCCACUGUACACGGCUGAUGGACAGUGGUCAGACACAUUUACAUUAAAGCAAGGCGAGGGAAAGAAGGCCAAAGAAAUUGAAACCUUUUCACCUUCCAACAUCAAACUGUCGAGAAUCAACGUUGCGCCAAUUGAGGAACAAGACGUGUUUGAGUCACGGAAGGCGUGGGCCAACGUGGCACGCAGCAUUGAAAAGGGAGACAUGGAUGCGACAUCGCACUUCAAGUCUCGAAUUGAGAAUGCCCAACGCGCCUUGCGGAAGAAGGAGCAAGAAGAGAAACGAGAAUGGCAGCGUGUCUUUUUCUCUCAGGCCGACUCUUCUCAUACCGCCGAAGUGAUUUUCCAAGGUUUGGUGCAGAAGAUCUCUGGCCUUGGGGUCAACUCUUGGGAAGGAGUGGCUCCAGAGAAGACAGCAGGUGUUUGGAGAUAUGAUGAACACAAGGCCAAGACGGCGACCAAGCCAUUCCAUCCAGAAGGAUUAAUCGCGCUUGGAGAAAAUUCCGAUGGGACGAGUGCACCGAUCAGCCGCAUCUCGACGAAUCAAAGUGGUGUUCCAAGCUGAGAAAUGGACCCAAGGACUUGAAUGGUUUAGAUAAAAUAGCCGAUGGCAGACGAAAAAAGGCAAUGGGGAGGGAGGCAACAAGGCCAAUCACUGGGGACUAGGCUUCGUCCUGAGGGUAUCACAGUACUUGUAUUACUAUUGUCGAACUUUGAUCUUGUCAUGAGCUUUAGAACCAAGCUGCAGAGACAGACUUGGUUAGUUGGUCACUCGGUGCUUUGAAUGCCCGGGCGCAAGAGUAAAAGUAAACCC